CAAUUCUAAAAAUAGUAUCUGGUUUCCCACCUAACGAGUGAAAGAUGAUAGGCGCAUAUUCGCACGAGCUGAGCUCGUGGAAGGCAUAUCCUCGGGCACAUCACUACCAAAAGCGAUUCAAGGACGUCCACGCAAGAUUACAGAAAGUAACAAGUAAAUGGCCAUAUUCACCAAAAUUGAACGAGAACAUAACGGAUAGAUCAUGCAAGAUAGAAAAUGAUCUUCGACUGGUUGUCAUAGGGCGUGAGAAUGUAAAUGCCGAAAAAUUGGUCAUUUCCACUCAAUCAUUAAAAGGUGAUCGUGCACGAGGUUCCACUGUUUCUCCGAUAAAGUUAAGCUCAGACCUACAGCAGAAGAAUCAGUUUACGGUUGUUAUUUGUUAUGAAAAGAUCAAAGACUUUACAGAUGGAAGUUUGCAGAAAGUACAAGACACUUUCAAAUAUUUGGAAUCACAAGCUAAGAGCUUCCGGUCAUCUGUUCUUGGACCGCUUGUUGUCUGCGAAACAAAUGGUGCUACAAAAGGUAUCGAAAGCAAACGUAAAAGAUCUUUUUGUGAAAAAAUCAAGUUGUUAGCACAAAAAGAAACACCCGACAUUAGCACAGAUGAUGAAAACAUCAUGAUAGUUGACGUGAAAGAUAGUUCGGAGAUAAGUAGAAGAAUAUCUGAUAUCAUAGAGAGAGAAUUAAUGGAAGGCUUCAAUGGAUUGAUGAUACAUCUACUUGACAUCAUUGGUGAUAGAUAUUUCGAUGCAAGUGAAUUCGACAUAAUUGAAUCAGAUCAGCUUAUAACCGCAAUGCAAGGUUUUUUGAAGAACGGUUUAGGGUUUGUCGAUAUGCUUGAGUCUAAUAAUGAUCAGAUGUCAUUCAUUGAAAUUACGCUUACAAGAUUUAUGGAAGUCAUCAGAUGUGCUGUUAUGGCACCGCUGGCUGGCAAAUAUUGCUUAUCACAAGAUGAGUGCAACAAACUUGCCCAUCAGUUCGAGUUUGACGACAAAAUGAAAGAAAGUGUUUCAAGAAACGCACGAUAUCACUUAUCAAAGAUGGAAACCCCGUGCAAGGAUAUGCUGAAUGCUACAAAGGCCGGACACAAGCAUUAUUAUUUUCCUGGCAAAAAUUUUGCUUUCAUUGCAUACGUUGUACGAGAUGAUAUCAAGGGUGAGUUCCAAACUUUCGAAGAUCAUCUGAAUUCUACAAGACGUCUUGCAGUCACUAUGAGGAAAAUGUUGUUUGAGAUCGAUGGCUACAUAAAAAGCUCAAAAAUGAAACACGGUUAUGAUUUGAUACCCAGUCAGACGGAAAUUCCCCGAGAACUAAAGGAAGCAAUUUUUGGAGUUGACGGUGUGUAUGGAAUCGGAACAAUUUAUGGCAGAGUCGAAAUUCAUUUAGAGAACCUUAGUAUCCAGAAGAUGAAAGAAAUAAAGGAGCAGAUUUGUGAAAUAAUCCAGAAGUUCAAAUUCCUCAAACCAUACAGAGUAGAUAUCGUUCUGAAGAAGCCCCAACCAUUCUGUUUAGACACGGGUACAAGUAUUGGAUGCGAAUGUCCUACAGAUGAUUUUAGAUUUCGGGGCACUCUUGGUGGGCUUGUCCGAAAUGAAGACGGUGAAAUAUAUGUACUUACAUGUGCACAUGUUGUCCAUGCAGAACAUGAUGCGAUUCAUAAUGUAUUCGAUGGAAAUAGGCGUGUUUUUGCAGUUAGCCAACCAGAGACAAAAAUCCCCCCAGAACGUGGCACAUUAAUUGAUAUUGCUGCGGUAAAAGUGAUACAUGAAAAAGAUAAAAUGCGUUGCAGAACAAAUUUAAAAGACGAAGACGGAAACUAUAUGAGGACAGAGCUGUAUAUGGGUUUCGCUCAAGAACUUAUUGAAAGUGAUCGAAGGGUGUACAAACACGGGGCUGGUUCGCAGUUCACAGACGGACUAGUGUGUUCUUCAGACUACAGCAGAGCGAAUAGGGAUGUAACACAUCAGCUGUUGCUUAUAGAAACAAUGCCGGGUUGUGAAGACAACAGUUAUGCUUGCGAAGGAGAUAGUGGGUCAAUAAUCUGUAUGUCUGAUGUAGGUGCCCAACAUGUUACAGCAGUAUCCAUGCUUGCUGAAGGUGAAUUUGGGUUUACAGAUUACAACUAUUGCACGUCGUUUUUGUUGCGUGAAGGUAUUGAUAGUCUGAAUGCUGCAGGAAAUUUACAACUUCAUUUCCCAUCAGAUUGAUUGUAAAAUAUAAAAUUAUCUUUUACAGAAACGCUGCUGCCUUUUAUGUGAACUCUUAUGCCAUAGUAUCGUUUUGGAUAUCAACUAACCGGAUUCUUUUAUUUGUUCAAACCAUAUAAGCAUGACAUUAAUGUUUUCAUAUGGUAAAUACUUUACUCAGCACUAAAAUUUCAUAUCAUUAUUUUUAUCUCAUUAAAUUAAUGCUACUGCUGA
Messenger RNA from Ruditapes philippinarum (Manila clam), 2420 nucleotides. RefSeq lists its product as uncharacterized. Bases 45 to 2207 code for a protein of 720 amino acids. Lineage: Eukaryota; Metazoa; Mollusca; Bivalvia; Venerida; Veneridae. The transcript is spliced from 5 exons. The record is from RefSeq and is a predicted model, not a curated record.